Molecule: messenger RNA, 909 nt
Organism: Boleophthalmus pectinirostris (great blue-spotted mudskipper)
Lineage: Eukaryota; Metazoa; Chordata; Actinopteri; Gobiiformes; Gobiidae
Product: voltage-dependent calcium channel gamma-6 subunit-like
Exons: 6
Coding region: 1-909 (302 amino acids)
Biological process (GO): regulation of calcium ion transmembrane transport via high voltage-gated calcium channel
Cellular component (GO): membrane; L-type voltage-gated calcium channel complex
Molecular function (GO): calcium channel regulator activity
Source: RefSeq, a predicted model, not a curated record
AUGUGGUCGACGUUCUUCGUGACAGAUGAGGAGGGGAGGCCCGUGGGGGGUCCUGGGGGGUGGGGGGUCCAGGUGGGGGGGAUGCCCUUGGCGGGGGGUCCGGCUCAGGGGCCUGUGGGUCUGAACAGUCUGAUGAGUGGACGCAGUACUUUCGGAGGAGGAAAUAAGAGACGAAGGACGGCCUCUGGAACACAGGCCAUGAGCGAGGCCCAGGAAGGGAAGAUUAAGUUGGCGUUCUUCGUUGCCAUUGUGGGCGUGGUGCUGACGGUUCUCGGUGUUGGGACGGAGUUCUGGGUGGAACUAUCUCCUCCGAAGCAUUUUUACAACAACCAGACGUGUCUGACGGCUCACCUGGGCCUGUGGAAGGGCUGCACCAAGACCCUGUGGGUGGCAGACAUCGACCCAGAGAGAGAGACCUGUGGACCGGCCGAGCUGCCCGGAGAGACAAACUGCACCUACUUCAAGUUCUUCACGACAGGAGAAACUGCAGUGAUGUUUCAGAAAACUACGCACAAAAACCUGAGCAUGGCAUCUGCCAUGUUGGCCAUGUUCAGCCUCUUCCUGAUGGUGAUGGGAGCCAUCUGCAUCACCAUGGCCCUGAGCAAAGAAAUCCUGUUCUUCCUCAAACCUGCGUCAGUCUGCUUCAUCCUCUCAGGUGUGCUGGUGCUCCUGUCUCUGCUCGUCUUCCAUCAGUCGGUUUUGGCGUUUCUGUCGAGCGACCACAGCGUGCCCCUUCACCACGAGCUCGCCUGGUCCGUGUCCUGUAUCGGGUGUGCGGGGGCGGUGCUUAUCGUGGGCGGAGUCCUGUUCCUGCUGCUCGCUCUGCCCUACAGUCCCUGGCAACGCUGCCUCCCCCACAAGAACCAAGCCGGCACCAGCAGCAGAAGCAGCGGCAGAGGGGGCACCUAG